Molecule: messenger RNA, 1398 nt
Organism: Plasmodium berghei ANKA
Lineage: Eukaryota; Apicomplexa; Aconoidasida; Haemosporida; Plasmodiidae
Product: conserved Plasmodium protein, unknown function
Exons: 1
Coding region: 1-1398 (465 amino acids)
Source: RefSeq, a predicted model, not a curated record
AUGAGCAUAUACUACGAAAAAGAAUAUAUAGAUAAGGAAAAGAAAAAGGAGGGAAAUAUGUUUAUCGACGAUGAAAAUAAAAGCGAAGAAAAUUAUGUAUUUAUAGAUGAAAAAUAUAAAGAAUAUUUUGAUAAUAUAAGUGAUAUGUUUGAAGAAAAAGUUGACUAUAUUUUAAAAAAACAUUUUAAAAAAAAUGAUCCAACAAAUAAAAAUAAAUUAUUAUGUUUAAAUGCUUGUGUUUUAUGGAGAAAAAAAUUUUUACAAUUACUUGGGAAAUCAUUAACUGAAUAUGAUGAAUAUUGUAAAACAAAUGAAAAAAAAAAAAAAAAAGAGGAGACAAGCCAAAACACAAAAGAUAUAAAUCAAGAAAAAGAAACCGAAAUAAAUAAAGAAGAACAAAAAUAUAAAAAUGGGAUUGAAAAAGAAAUGAACAAAGAAUCUGAAAAUGGUGGAAAGAAAGAAAUAGAGAAUGUCGAAAAAAUAAAUAUAAAAAAUAGUGAAGAAAAAGAUCUUAAAAGUUUUAUAAAAAACGUAAAAAUUGUAGAUAAUAAAAAUAUAGAAGUUAUAUAUGAUUUUAAUGAAGCAAAUGAAGAUAAUAGACCAUGUGCAGAAUUAUCAACAGAUGAAAUAUAUUAUUUACUUGUUGAAUCUAAGAAAAGUGAAAAUGAAUAUAAAAAAAAAAUUUUUACAUUUUUAAAAUAUUUGCCACUAUUUAUUAAAUCUAUUGAAAAUAAAAGUAUUAUGGAAAAAAAUAUAUUAGAAGAAAAACUUUUAAAUAAUUUUUAUGAACAGAAUGAGAUUCAAAAUGAAGGAGAAGCAUCUAAUGUUAAUGAGAAUAUUCCAAUUUUAGAAAUAAAAAAUAAACUAGAUGCAAUAAUUAGUUUUAAUUGUAAUUUAUCUGAAAAUUUAGAAACAGUAUUUAAUAAUGGAAUAGACCUAAUAAAUAAUGAUAAAAAUAAUAGCAAUUCUGCAAAUUUUUUUCAAUAUAAAUUUGAUACAUUAAAUGAAAAUGAAGAUAAUUAUAUGAACAAUCAUAAGAAUGAUAACGUAUAUGGAUCAAACAAUAAUGAUAAUGCAGAUUUAAACAAUUUUGAAAAUAUGGCUAACAAAUGUUUUAAUCAAAAAACAAAUCAAUCUUUUAUAUUACCUUUAUCAAGAGUUAACGAUUUAUCAUUGAUAAACAAUAUAAAUUUAAAAUCGAAUAUUGGAUUAAAUGAUGAUAAUAAUAAAAAUGAUUCACAUUUUUAUAUCUACAAAAAUGAUAUGAAUAAGAUUAAUAUAUAUGGCCUAGAUAUGCUCAUUAAUUUGAAUAACGAUUUAAUAUAUAAAAUUAAUCAUGUUUAUAGUUUAAUACAAUUUUAUACUAUUUUAGCUAAAGACAUAUUUAAUGACACUUGA